AUGGGCACUCGCCUGCGGCUCGCUGCGCUCUGGGGAACGGCGCUGGCUGUAGCGGGCGGCGCGGCUGUGGCGGCCUGGGCCUGGGCCCGGGCUCGGGGCCGCCUGCGGAGACGGGCAGCGCCGCUCUCCGCCCGCCCUGCCGCUGUCGCCGCCGAUCAGGGUAGAGGACACGGCAAGCAGAUCCUGGUGCUGGGCCUGGAUGGGGCUGGGAAGACCAGCGUUCUCCACUCCCUGGCAACUAACCAUGUGAAGCGCAGUGUGGCUCCCACCGAGGGCUUCAAUGCCAUCUGCAUCAACACUGAGGAGUCCCAGCUGGAGUUCCUGGAGAUUGGGGGCAGUGAGUCUCUGCGUUCUUACUGGACGAUGUAUCUGCCCAAAGUGCUGCUGUUAGUCUAUGUUGUGGACUCGGCUGAUCACGCCCGACUGCCUACGGCAAAACAGCUGCUUCAUCAACUGAUCCAGAACAACUCCACCUUGCCAGUGGUGGUUCUGGCCAACAAGCAGGACCUUGAAGGAGCCUAUUGCAUCACCGAUAUCCACGAUGCUCUGGCACUGUCUGAUAUUGGGGAUGAGAGGAAGAUGUUCUUGAUUGGUACCCAUGUGGCAGAAGAUGGCUCUGAGAUCUCCUCCAGUAUGAAGGAUGCCAAGGAGCUGAUAGCACAGCUGGUUUUGGAAUCACAGUGACAGCACUUUGCCUGCAACAUGACACUGCUAGUUAAGGGAGAGGUGCUAGUGUACGGUCAGUUUGCUUUGUGGCAACUGAAACGUAUGGGUAUUUUUAUCUUGUGGGUGUGGAAUUCCUCUGAAAAUGAUAUGUAGCUGGUAAGAAAAUGUAAU
Molecule: messenger RNA, 837 nt
Organism: Indicator indicator
Lineage: Eukaryota; Metazoa; Chordata; Aves; Piciformes; Indicatoridae
Gene: ARL9
Product: ADP ribosylation factor like GTPase 9
Exons: 4
Coding region: 1-684 (227 amino acids)
Molecular function (GO): GTP binding; GTPase activity
Source: RefSeq, a predicted model, not a curated record